UGGUCGCUACAUCUCGUCGGUAUGACAUCAUAACCUGAUUCCUGUCAACUUUAUUAACGUUUAAUAUCUCGCGUCGCGGGGCAGAGCGCGACGCUUUUUUCUGUCAGAUUCGGUCGUUUCACGCAAAAACGCGUUGAUAUUGGAGCACCAUACCCAUAAACUAACGUGUCAACAUGGACAACUCGGAAAUUAACGGUUUAAUCGAAGAGAUCCAACUCGACAAAAACCAGUAUGAUGGGGAGAAUAUUCGAGAUUCGCGAGAAGAAGUCGAUGAUAACCCACAUGGUGACGAGGAGCAGCGAGAAAAAUUGAUACGACUGCCCCUGGGAAGAAUAAAGACUAUUGUUAAAAUGGACCCCGAAGUCAGUUUGAUUAAUCAAGAGGCUGCGUUUCUGGUGGCGAAGUCAGUGGAAUUUUUUAUCGAGUCGCUUGCAAAAGAAGCUUAUAAAUACACUGCGCAAGCGAAGAAACGAACUGUUCAAAAGCGUGAUGUAGAAAAUGCCAUUGAUAACGUGGAUGCGCUUGUAUUUUUGGAAGGUAUGCUUGAUUAAUCACAUAACGUGAUUAAUGUCUGUUAUAGAAUUAAACACAUCAAGAUCUUUCUUUUUAUUGCUGGUACAAUAAUAAAAAUGAGUGAUGUUUUUAGAUGCAUGAGCAUUGAAUAUUAUCAAUCGCGUUGCGAGAUUUUCAAUAUUGUAUAUAAUUUUAAUACGAUAUAGUAAAUAGGAAAAUUUUUGUAAAUGUCUCAUGCUAAUAAAAUUGACUAUUCCAUUG
Messenger RNA from Temnothorax curvispinosus, 774 nucleotides. RefSeq names its product DNA polymerase epsilon subunit 4 (gene PolE4). The transcript has 3 exons. The record is from RefSeq and is a predicted model, not a curated record. The coding region runs from base 174 to 551 and encodes 125 amino acids. Gene Ontology annotation, cellular component: epsilon DNA polymerase complex; nucleus. Lineage: Eukaryota; Metazoa; Arthropoda; Insecta; Hymenoptera; Formicidae. Gene Ontology annotation, molecular function: protein heterodimerization activity.